AUUUCGGCUCUUCUCCCUCGCUGAGCUCCCGUGAGUGCCGGGCGCUGGCGAGAAAAUCCGUCCCGGCGAGGCGAGGGGACAGCAUCUCCCCUUUUCUCCUCCUGUGCUCCCUCAACCUUUGCUCUUUGUUUCGCUUCACCCUUCCUCCGGUAGCUCUCACUGAGCUGGCCAGAGACUUCCUUUAGGUCAGCCCAGCUGCAGCGGCUGCAACGCAACUUGCGGCCAAGUCGCAAAUAUUGUUGUGCCACUGAGAAUGCCCCGGAGGACAGAAAUGCCAGCCAGAGACUGAUGGCACGCUCAGCAAUCCAAGUCUCCAGGGAUGCUAGCAAAGCCUCCCCAGGAGAUCAGAGACAGGAGAUGGAGUUAAAAACAUUGUGUCUGCAAGCUGAAGUGGAAGGAGGCUGGGAAAUGAGGAAGCCCACACAGUCCUUGCUGACUCAGAGCUGGCAUAGAACAGCAGCACCCUUUCCCCUAAAGGGAAAAAAGUGUGUACAUUAAAGUACACUUUGACGUGUGUGUCCUGCUAGUGUUUAUAUCCUCCCAGACAGCCCAUCCCCAUAACUUUGUGGCAUCAUUGUCUGUACCAUUUGCUUGGCAGCCCCACAUCACACCACUGAGUCCGGGGCACUGCUGCCAUGAAAGAUUUGGCCAAGCACAUGGUGCUAAAGACCCACCUGUGUCUGGAGUGUGGCAAAUCCUUCAGCAAGAAGGGAAACCUGAAGAGACACCAGCAGAUCCACACAGCAGAGGAACUCUUCACUUGUGGGGAGUGUGGGAGGCACUUCAACCCCCGGGGCCCUCUCAUGACCUACCAGAGCAUCCACACAGGAGAGUGGCUCUUCUGCUGUGGGGAGUGUGGGUGCUGCUUCUGCCUGGAGAUAUGCCUGGCUGCCCACCAGAAGACACACACCAAGGGUGGUCCCUACCUCUGUGCCCACUGCAGCAAGAGCCUGAGCACAGAGAUCUACUUCAACAUCCACAUGCGGACCCACAUGGAGAAGAGGCCAUUUGCCUGCACCGAGUGUGGGAAGAGCUUUGUGAAGAAGGGGACCCUCACUGCCCACAGGGAGAUCCACAAGAGAGAGAAACCCUUCAGAUGCCCUGAUUGCAGUAGGUGCUUUGGGCAAAGUGCCACACUGCUGGCCCACCAGAAGAUACACCUCUGUGGGGGGCCUUUCAUUUGUACAGAGUGUGGGAAGAGCUUUAGCACGAAGCGAUAUUUCAAUGUCCACCAGAAGAACCAUGCCAAGCAAAAGCUACUUAAGGGACACAUCAGUGGUGUAUCUCUCCAGGUCAUCCAGAUUAAAGAGGAGCCUGAUUUUGCCUUCAGAUCAGAGGAGAUUAUGUUGGAGGAUAUGUCCCAGGAAGGAGAUGCAGCCCAGGGGUGUAGCAUAGCUAGAAAAUCAUCUAAUCCAAAAAGCUCUCCUUGGAAAAUCCAGAUGAAGGAGGAACCAGACCCACUCACUGAUGACACAGCAAACAUUCCCAUGAUACCUUGCCAGAAACUUUACAUAAAGGAAGAGCCACCAGAAAGCCCAGACUCUGGAAGGCUCUUUGAUCCAAAGAUCCCACUGUUGGCUUUACAGGGGAGACAGCUUAAAAGGGACAAAGAUGCUGAUGGGCAGCAUAAAUGGGAAGCCCCCAUGGCCAGUAACCACUUGCUCCAUGUGAACGAGGAACCACAGGAAAAAGUUGAGUUUGGGAUGUAUUAUGGACAAAAGCCAAACCUCAGUGCUAUCCACAGCAUCCAAAUUAAACAGGAACCUGAUUUGAAGGCCAACCACCAGGAGAGCCAAAGCCCAAAGAGGAAGCAGAAGGAAUGCCAUCAGCCCACCAAAGAGGGGAUGCUGCAGGACUGGGAGACGUUCAUAUCCAAGAAAGAUCCCUCAGCAAAAGGGCCUCCCAAGCAUGAACAAAUAUUCCCCUGUCCCGAGUGUGGGAAGAUUUUCAAUCAGAAAUCAAACCUGACCAGACACAGGAAGAUUCACACAAGCGAGGGGCCCUACAAGUGCAGUGAGUGCGGGGAGAGCUUCCGCAUGAACCGCAAGCUGAUCCGCCACCAGCGAGUCCACAUGAGCGAGCCCUUCAAAUGCACUGAUUGUGGGAAGAGCUUCACCCAGAGGUCAAAUCUGGUUCGGCAUCAGAGGAUUCACACCAAGGAAGAGCCCUACCAGUGCCCUGAGUGCGAGAAGACCUUCAACCAGAAGGCCAACCUCUUCCGGCACCAGACAAUCCACAUCCGCAUGGGGCCUUGCAAGUGCACCAAGUGUGGGAAAUGCUUCCCUCAGAAGCGACACCUUAUUAAUCACCAGCUGCUCCAUUCCCAAGGUGGGGCCUACAAGUGCGAGGUCUGUGGGAAGCACUACCGCCUGAAGAAGUACCUGAAGAGGCACCAGAAAAUCCAUGUGUGGGAAGGAACUGACCCCGGCCCAAAACCAGGGGAGGCCACAAAGACCUCAGUGUGGACCUCACCACACUGAGCAGAGAUCUCUGAUCCCCCUGAAAAGAGGAGAGCUGAGAGGGACUGGUGCCUGCUCCUAGGGCAAAGUCUUUGGGAAAGGGGAGGGAAAGAGACAAGCUCUGACAGGCUUAUAUGUGCAGGAUCUGGGAGUGUGGAGGUGAACAUGAGGGGAGAGUGAGGUUGAGGCGGCAAAGCACUGCUGGAAACAAGUUCUCUGCUGCUGCUUUCAUAGUAGAAUCCUCAGGGUAUGAGCUGCUCACAGCUGUGAGAUGGGCCUGAAGAGACAAACCUCCUCAGAGCAUGGAGAUGGAGGGAUAAGAGCUUGACAUCCUUUGUAAUGGUAUGCUUGUGCCUCUAAAGUGUGACAAAAUUGUGGAUGCCAAAAUUGUCUUGUGUGGGCAGUAUGAUCGGGCAGGAUUUAUUUUUAAUAUAUUACUCUGUUUCUGAGAAAGCUGAAGGGAAGCUCUCCCAUCUGGGAAAGGGUUUAAAGCAAGGGGCAUCUCUCUUGUCCCUCGUAUCUCUCAUCCACACCCUGAUCCUACUGGGCUGAUGGAUUCUAGCCAACUGAAUGGUACAGAUUUGGGAGAAAUUACUGUCAGCCAGAUCAGGAUUUUAACCCUGAAUCCCCAAAUCAGGCUCCCAGACUGGCUUGACCAGGUCCCUAAAAGUAAACUAUGAAAAUUCAAUGACUUUUUCCAAAGCUAGCACAGAGGCCAGCAGAUUGUAUUCUGGUUUGUGCCCCCACAACCUCACUGCAUGAAUGUAAAUGAGAAUGGCUUCUCUUAGCAUGAGUUUUCACCUCUCUGAUGAGCAGGCAGCUUUGCCAGCACAAGCCCCAGAGGUAUCAGUGACUUCACCAGCUUGACUGACACUGGUGCUGGUUCUCAACCUGCUUCCUUACCUGUUAGUGUGAAGCUUUUGUUGGGAUAUUGACUUAAUUGGCAUGGUUUAGGGAAUUCAAACCAUGCAGCUCGAAUAGUUGAAACAGUCUUUGGACUUUAUGGACUAGAGAACUGGAAACUGUUUCCCUGUUAGGUUAUUUUUCUUUCCCCUGACUGGUAUAAAAGAUUGUGCAGCUACUCAAAAGCAUGGAGAGUUCAGUGUUCUUUAUUGCUCACUGCUAAUGAUUGUGUUUGAGUGUUCUCUAGUCACAUGGAUCUUUGUGUCUUGAAAGUCCUUGGGGAAGCAGAGAUGUAGAGGGAAUCCACAAGCCCCUGAGGCUCUCCCCAGGAUUUCUCUGCAGCACAGCUAUGAGGCCACCUGGGCACUAUAGAGCAAAGACACAUAUUAGGGUUUGUUAUGUUGCUCUAAUUCAUCAAGUCCAAGAGGCAAGUGGAAAAACACUCUGUGGUGAAACAGUAGCUCCACUUCUCUGGUUUUGUGCAGGAGGUUGGACUAGAUGAUGUUCCGAGGUCCCUUCCAACUCUUAAGAUCCUGUGAUUCUGUGAACACAAGCUCCCUCCCCAUCCCCCAGGCACACAAGACUCCUUCUCCCAGGACAUGCUGCAGGUGACAUCUUCUUGGAGGCAUCUCAAAGUAGCGCAGCAUGAUUUUGAGCAACUAGCUGCUGAAAUGCCUUAGAUCAAAGCUACUGAUUGUCUCCACUGCCUACUCUGGAACAACUGCCUCUCUGGGCAGAGAAAUUGAGGCACAGAGAGAGUGAAAAGAACUGGACAAACUGCUCUUAAGUUUUGUGUGUCCAACCAGCUAGUUGGAAACCAUUGUGUCAAAGUGCUUUUUUGCGAUGACUGAGCACAACACUGAGUACAGCUGCCAAAUCCUAAAAGCAGAGAUUAAUUUUGGCACUUAGACUCUCUCAGUCUUUGAUAUAGUCAGGCCCAGGACAUGAUUUCAAACAGUAAAGCAAGCUCUGACAGCCUCUGAAGGAGCCUGCCUCUGUCCCCUCACCUACAAAUCACUGCCAAACUGGUUGAUACAAAGUUUCCCUGCAAACUCCUCUAAUCUGGGAGAGGCUCAUUUCUGUGACAGAAAAGGCAGACAUAUAGGGGAAAACAAGAAGUGUAGAGUGUUCUAGGGACAUCUAAGGGACACCUUUGUUAGCAAAAUGGAUCUGGGACAUGUGACAGGUAAAUGUUUCACUGUAGGAAUGGAAAAACAUGUUCUUUACGAAGAAUGCCAAUUGUAUGAGGUACAACAAGGCCAAGUGACAGGUCCUUGGCCACUUGGGCCACAACAACCCCAGGCAGUGCUACAGACUUGGUGAUGUGUGGCUGGAAAGCUGCCUAGAGGGAAAGGACUUGGCGUGUUAAUCAACAGCAGCUGAACAUGAGCCAGCAGUGUGCCCAGGCAGCCAAUAAGGCCAGUGGCAUCCUGGCCUGUUUCAGAAAUAGUGUGGCCAGCAGGCCCAGGGCAGUGAUUGUUCCCCUGUGCUGGGCCCUGGUGAGGCUGCAGCUCAAGUGCUGUGUUCAGUGUUGGGCCCCUCACUCCCAGAGGGACACUGAGGGGCUGGAGCAUGUCCAGAGCCAGGCACCAGAGCUGGGGAAGGGGCUGGAGAACAAGUGUGAUGAUGAGGACGAGAAGCAGCUGAGGGAGCUGGGGGUGUUUAGUCUGGAGAAGAGGAGGCUGAGGGGAGACAUGAGCACUCUCUACAACUCCCUUCCCAGAGAGGUGGUGGAGUCACCCAGUCCCCAACCGUGGAGAUAAUGCAAAGCUGUGUAGCUGAGGUGCUGAGGG
Messenger RNA from Colius striatus (speckled mousebird), 5155 nucleotides. RefSeq names its product zinc finger protein 268. Bases 636 to 2480 code for a protein of 614 amino acids. The transcript has 2 exons. Lineage: Eukaryota; Metazoa; Chordata; Aves; Coliiformes; Coliidae. The record is from RefSeq and is a predicted model, not a curated record.